Molecule: messenger RNA, 487 nt
Organism: Vicugna pacos (alpaca)
Lineage: Eukaryota; Metazoa; Chordata; Mammalia; Artiodactyla; Camelidae
Source: RefSeq, a predicted model, not a curated record
AGUCAGAGUCAGGCCUGGAGAGGAGACCAUGGACGCCUCGGCCUCCAGGGUACCCCCGCUGGAGACGGAAUCUGAGAACGUGCUGGAUUUGAGCCAGCUGCCCCCGGAGCUGCUCCUGGCGGUGCUGAGCCUCCUGCCCCCGCGCACGCUGCUCGGCCGCUGCCGCCAGGUGUGCCGGCGCUGGCGCGCCCUGGUGGACGCCCCGGGCCUGUGGCUGAAGAUCCUGGCCCGGGACCACCGCGCCCUGUGGCCGGUCGUCCGCAGCUGCCUGCCGCGCGCCGACGCCGCCAGUGCCUGCCUCCUGGGCCGCUUCUGCGCGCGCGGACCCAUCGGACGCAACCUGCUGUGCAAACGUGAGAGAGAAGGUGGGGAGCCCAGGAAAGGGGAUCGUCCUCAAGGGAGCCGGUGGGAGGGGCUGGAGGGGCGGGACCACACGGGAAACCACUGGACUUCUCCCUGGGACCGCGGGCAGCUGGAGGACGAGUAA